CCGAUGAUGAAAAUUGGGGAAAAAACAGGGGGGUGAAGAGGAUCAGAUGGACGGGGGGUACGGGAGAAAUAUGAAAUGACGAAAAGAGGUGUAUUCGUUAUUCAGACAAAACAACUUUCGGGCUUUGUCCCUAAAUUUUGACGGGGGAGCGUAGCUUUAUGAGGAGUGGCAAACACAGCGAUUUUAACUUGGCGAGGUAGCUAGCCAGCUACGCAAGGCAGAGAAAGGUGGGGGGCUGGUGCAAGCUAGCUGGCUAGCGAGCUAGCCAGUUCAGAAAAGGAAAACAAUAUGGCCGCAGUGGAGCUCGAAUGGAUCCCGGAGACACUGUACAACACUGCUAUUUCAGCCGUUGUGGACAAUUACAGCCGAUCGCGAAGGGACAUACGCUCCCUUCCUGAAAAUAUACAGUUUGAUGUCUAUUACAAGCUGUACCAGCAGGGCCGGCUCUGCCAGCUGGGAGGGGAGUUCUGCGAGCUGGAGGUCUUCGCCAAAGUCCUGCGAGCGUCCGACAAAAGACACCUCCUACACCACUGUUUCCAGGCCCUCAUGGACCAUGGUGUGAAAGUGGCCUCUGUCCUAGCCAGCUCCUUCAGCCGCCGCUGUUCCUACAUCGCAGAGUCUGAUGCACACGUCAAAGAGAAAGCCAUUCAGUUUGGCUUUGUUUUAGGGGGCUUCCUGUCAGAUGCGGGCUGGUACGGUGAUGCAGAGAAAGUGUUCCUGUCCUGCCUGCAGCUGUGCACGCUGCAUGACGAGGUCCUGCACUGGUAUCGUGCUGUGGAGUGUUGUGUGAGGUUGCUUCAUGUCCGCAAUGGAAACUGUAAAUACCAUCUGGGAGAGGAGACCUUCAAGCUGGCCCAGUCUUACAUGGACAAACUAGCCAAACAUGGACACCAGGCCAACAAAGCGGCACUCUACGGAGAACUGUGUGCCCUGCUCUUUGCCAAGAGCCACUACGAUGAGGCAUACAGGUGGUGUAUAGAGGCCAUGAGGGAGAUCACAGUGGGCUUGCCUGUCAAAGUGGUGGUCGAUGUUCUGAGACAGGCCUCUAAGGCCUGUGUGGUAAAGCGGGAGUUUCGGAAGGCAGAACAGCUCAUUAAACAUGCAGUAUUUCUGGCCCGGGAACACUUUGGACACAAGCAUCCCAAAUACUCAGACACUCUUCUAGAUUAUGGGUUCUACCUGCUAAAUGUAGAUAACAUCUGUCAAUCUGUCGCCAUUUACCAGACGGCCCUGGAUAUUCGGCAGUCGGUGUUUGGAGGAAAGAACAUCCACGUAGCAACAGCACACGAAGACCUGGCGUAUUCUUCCUAUGUACACCAGUACAGCUCUGGCAAAUUCGACAAUGCAUUAUUCCACGCAGAACGUGCCAUAGACAUCAUCACUCACAUUCUCCCUGAGGACCACCUCCUGCUGGCCUCGUCCAAAAGGGUGAAAGCCCUCAUCCUGGAAGAGAUCGCCAUCGACUGCCACAACAAAGAAACGGAGGAGAGGCUGCUGCAGGAGGCACACGACCUGCACCUUUCCUCUCUCCAGCUGGCCAAAAAAGCGUUCGGGGAGUUCAACGUGCAGACCGCGAAACAUUACGGCAACUUGGGACGGCUCUACCAGUCCAUGCGCAAGUUCAAGGAGGCGGAGGAGAUGCACAUCAAGGCCAUCCAGAUCAAGGAGCAGCUCCUGGGCCAGGAGGACUAUGAGGUGGCACUGUCCGUGGGCCACCUGGCCUCCCUCUACAACUACGACAUGAACCAGUACGAUGACGCCGAGAAGCUCUACCUGCGCUCCAUAGCCAUCGGCAAGAAGCUGUUCGGCGAGGGCUACAGCGGACUGGAGUACGACUACAGGGGCCUGAUCAAACUGUACAACUCGGUGGGAAACUACGAGAAGGUGUUUGAGUACCACAACAUUCUGUCCAACUGGAACCGCCUGAGGGACCGGCAGUUUGCGGUGGCCGACGCCCUGGAGGACGUCAACACCAGCCCGCAGGCCACCGAGGAGGUGGUGCAGUCCUUCCUGCUGUCACAGGGCCAUGGGCCCGGACACGCCUGCUUAGGCUGAGUGACCCUACACACACACACGUGCCCACACAUGUACACACGCAUACAAACACAUAUAUACACACACACACACACUCACACACUCACAUACUCACAUACUCGCAUAGACAUAAGACAUUUACACAGAUACAUGCAUACAUAAAGACCCCACAUAGCCCUCUGGGGUUUGAACUACAGUGGGACAUCUGGUUCUAGGGGAACACGCCCCUGCCCAUGGAAGGCCUCUGGACUUGCCUCCUCGCCCUCACCAGCAGCCUCUCCCUCACCCCACCUGGUCCCCAGCUCACAGAUCGGGGUAGAAGUGAAUAUGGGGGGCCCCCUUUUUAUAACACAGCGAGGAGCAUUGAGUGGAAUGGCAUCCCACGUACGUCUGAAUCAUUUUCCUCUUUAUCUCCAAACAUUAAUGGAAUGGACUGUGAGCAGCUUUUUAAGAAGAGGGAAAAGAACAACUCUAAAUUCACAGCUCAACAUAAGGGUUUCUGUCUUUGGAAAAUUUUAAUCACCUCUGUGUUCAUUAUGGGACUUUUUUGUUCUGGUUUUUUUGUAUCUGAACAAGAGUAACUUCACAGGCCAUGUGAACUAGCCCUGCCCCUGCUCCCAUACACUGAAGUUGUUUGUAUUGGAAUGAGCAAUUCACAGGAGCCAGGCCUUGGAUAGGCUCAACGGGCAAAACAUAACGCCACGUGUCACAGAGGUGCUUGAUGGGAGAUGAAGUCCAUUGCUAGUGAAAAUUUUACCUGAAAAUGUUGCUCUGGACUUCGUCUGCCAAAAUUACAUUUAUAAUAAAUUUACAGAUGUUUGAGCUAGUUUGCCUGUGUAACUCACCCCAGAUAAGGCACUUUGGCCACAGGAAGUUGGCUGGUGGGCUUGUACCUGCUUCUGAGAAAUCUGUCAGUUUCAGUGCAGCACCUAAUAUUGCAUGUUUUAGAAAUGUGAUGCCUAAUACUUGUGGACCAGUUUUU
This is a messenger RNA of Megalops cyprinoides (Indo-Pacific tarpon), 3016 nucleotides long. RefSeq names its product amyloid protein-binding protein 2. Gene Ontology annotation, biological process: intracellular protein transport. The transcript is spliced from 13 exons. NCBI's taxonomy places the organism in Eukaryota, Metazoa, Chordata, Actinopteri, Elopiformes, Megalopidae. The record is from RefSeq and is a predicted model, not a curated record. Bases 289 to 2055 code for a protein of 588 amino acids. Gene Ontology annotation, molecular function: protein binding.